Porites evermanni is the source of this 3628-nucleotide messenger RNA. Lineage: Eukaryota; Metazoa; Cnidaria; Anthozoa; Scleractinia; Poritidae. The record is from the annotation of a GenBank genome assembly.
AUGAGUGUUAAAUUUGUUGUUUUUGUUUUAAACUUUUUAGGUUGUAACUACCUUAUGUCAGGUAAGUCUCAUGAUAUCUUGUUUUCUUGAAGCAGUUAAGUAAAACUAAGGCCAAAAUUUAUUGAACGUGUUAUAAUUUGCCCCAAUUUAUUGGCCAACGGGUGAAAAUAACAUGUUUUACUACGUCUUUGCUCAAAAAGGAAGGGUCAAAGUACACUAAAACAGCGUACAUAUAAAGGUCAGGUGAAUGUACAUCUUCGUGAGAGGUUUAAGAGGGCUUAUAAGGAGAAGCAAAUAAAUUAACCAGAGUAGAAAAAACAAUUGGAAGCAAGCUAUGUUGUUUUGGUCAAAAAACGUUUUUGCACUGUCCUGGUUUUUAAUUAAGCUUAAAAAGGCCAUAAUGAAUCUAAUUCUCAAGGGAGCUUUUAAUCGGAGCUACAAUCCUGGACAAAAGUCCUCAGGACAGUACUGCAAUAUUCAUAUUUUUCUGUCAUUUCUCGCUUCCCUCUUAAAACAGUGCAUCCUUUUCGAAAUUUUCUUGCAGUUCUCCCUCCCCCUCCUUAUACAAUAUUGAAACUCGGAAAAAAUUCUGGAUAUACGCGUCCAACAUUGUUUGUGGGGUCGGGGGAGGAGUUAGACCUGUUUUCCCUCCCCCUCCUUAUACAAAAUUGAAACUCGGAAAAAAUUCUGGAUAUACGCGUCCAACAUUGUUUGUGGGGUCGGGGGAGGAGUUAGACCUGUGUGAAUUGGAAAACGCCCCAGAAACGCAAAAGUGUCCCAAGACUUUUGUCCUUGAUUGUAGAUGGGGAUUAUAUCAUGGGGGGCUUAUAAUCGGAGCUAGAGAGGAAUUAUAGUAAGGGUUAGAAGGGGAUUAUAAUAGGAACUAGAGGGGGAUUAUAAUCGGAGCUAGAGGGGGAUUAUAAUAGGAGCUAAAGGGGGAUUAUAUCCUGGGGGCUUGUAAUCGGAGCUAGAGGAGGAUUAUGUCCUGAGGGACUCAUAAUCAGAGCUAGACGGGGAUUAUAUCCUGGGGGACUUAUAAUUGGAGCUAGAGGGGGCUUAUAUCCUGGGGAGCCUUUAAUCGGAGCUAGAGGGGGCUUAAAUCGGAGCCAGAGGGGGAUAAUAUCCUGGGGGGGUUAUUAUCGGGGCGAGAGGGGGAAUAUAUCCUGGGGGGCUUAUAUCUGAGCUAGAGGGGGCGCAUUAAAAGGGGGGCUCAUAAGCGUAGCUAAAGGCGAGCUAUCCUAGGAGCUGUCGCGGGAGUUUAUCAGGGGGGGAUUCUCCAAUCCCUGNCGAAUGUCGCUCAUGGGUACGGGUUGAGGUUGGGUUUUUCCCGUUCUGAAUUCCGCUUUGUCAGAACGGACCGCCUUAGUAAUUUUGUUACCCACAGUUACAAUAGGAUUUAAUUGUUUUUGCCUUCUGUGCCAUGUGUAAUUAUGUGUUCUGCGUAUUCUUGACCUCCCUUGUAAUUUAGUGUUAUACACUACCAAAGGGUUUAAUAAACUGAUUAUUAUUAUUAUAAUACGGAGGAGAAAAUAGAAAGUGCCCGUAUUAACAAGGUAUCUGUAUUAAGCGAGUUGAAUUUAAAGAAAAUGUAAUGACUUUCUUUCGACCUUUCGACAGGGACAAAGCCAUAACUGAUGAGGUGUCCAUAAUAAGCGGGAUUUGACUUUAGUAACUCUUUUCUAACCCUCUUCCUAGGUGUUGCUUCUGUGUUCCCAGUGGUCAAUCCAGUCCAACGCAGCAUAGCUACAAGGAAAGGAUCCAGCGUAACAUUGGUUUGUUUUGGUCGCAAUGUUAAUCCCUUGGAUACAAUGUCAGUUUGGAAAUUUAAAGGCCAGGUAAUUAAACAAGGUGGAAACAAAAAGGUCAGAACAAGGUGGCUGCCUGGAGGAACUGGUAAUUUUUCCCUGCACAUAACGAACGUUUCUGACAAAGAUGUUGGCCAGUACAUGUGCUCCUUGUCAGUUGCGAAUUUUAACAAGUUGGACGUGGCAGAAAGUUUCAUCAAGUUAAAGUUGUAUAGCAGCGGUACGUACUAAAUAAAUUACAUAUGAUUCUUGGUUCAUUAUUUCAACAGCCGAGAUCUGUAUGUUAGAAUACUGGAGACCAACAUCACCACGAAAUCGCCCUGGUGUAAUGUACCGUUCAGUUAUAAGCGUCUCUUUCGUAAUCACUUCUACUAACAUACUUAAGGGGGAAUUCUGGCUGGAUUUUCGUUGCAAAAGAGGUGAAUCGACAAUGAAAGAAAGGGGCACUUCGAGUUUUAGAAUUACAAUUAUAAGGAAGAAAUUAUUUCCUGGAUUGAUCAAGAUUAAAUCUGCUAAUUUGUAGUCUUCUAUCCGGUUGACAUGUUGUCGACAAGUUAAAGCGUUGUUCUUUGAGAAUGUUUGACGAACUAAGCCUUGUUAACUAGUUCAUUUUUUAUAUUAUCGGCUUAUUUUCGCUUACAAUAGAAUUAAAGUUUGUUUAAUUUGCUGAUCCAGUAAGAUGGCCAAAGGGAACGUACGCACUACCAAUGCCAGUGAGUGGAUGCCCAAAGGGGAAAAAAGCGCUGUGGUCAGAAGGAUUUCUGAAGCAGAAUACAGAAGACACCACUCCUCUCAGUAACUGGUCACGCCCAACUCAUUUGAAGGGACUCAAGAAAAACAAUGUGAUCACCCAACACUUCUGCGUGAAAGAAAAGAAGAGUGGCUCCGACGAAUGGCCGGCUGGAAAAUACUGUAUAUUCAAGAAAGGCAAAUGUCCUCCAGGUCAGAGUUUGAAGCUGGGACUUGUCAAUAGUUUUGAUUAAUAUAUUUCUUGCCUUCUUAAAUUAUCUCAAUUAUUUUGGCCUAGAGAUUUGAAACAUUACUUUGGAUACAUGUCAUGUCGCGCUGAGUGGUUCAAAGCUGGGUUAAAAUAACCCAGGGUUAGUGUGAAAUUUGAAUUCGGAUAUUAAAGCUUAAAAAGCGGAUUGAGUUUAAUCCUUUUUGUCUCAGUACAAUUUGAUGACUGGAUGCUCUGACAGAAAGAGAAGAUUGUACGAGAAAAUGCUCUUAAGCGAAAGAAAAACAAAUCGGGAUUAAAACCUAACCACGGGUUAGCGCUAAUCGGUCAUCGAACAACUGGGCCAGAGCAACAAUGUCAUUUACUUUGAUUGUGCUGACUGUGCUGCGCGUUUCCGCAGAGCUUCGCCAAACCUAGAGAAUUUUUUUGCUGAUGUUGCCGCCUGAAAAAUUCUCUUUUCAUCUUCUAUUGAAGUAGUACGCCGCUUGACUGUGUUCUUAAUUCCCAAUGAAUAAUAGGUUUUGAGGAGGGAUCGAUCAAGUGGGAUGACGAAGACACGAAAAACGAUAAUAAGGCCAGCGGUGUUCUCCCUGACGGCGACUAUGGCAAAGACACAGUGGUGGAUUUCUGUUGUCGGUCAGAUGGGUCAGCGGAUAAACCUAUCGAACUGCCCAUGCGUGAACCGUUUUUUCUGUUGAAACACUCGAGUAGCUGUCAGUUAGUUAUGGGCAUGCUCGUUACGGAGGAAUGGGUCUUCUGGGACUGUGAAGACAAAGAAAACAAGAAUCUAGUUUCUGGAAAGAUACCAGAAUCUUUUGUGGCGAAGGAUGUAAAGCUUUAUUACUGCUACUACAUCGAGAAGUAA